AAACGCACCCCUAGUGUGCCUGAAAACGUACAUGUUAUAUCAUGAUAAAACUACAGUUCCCUAUAUGCUAGUGUGUCACGUCAUAACCAAUUGUGAGAACCCACUUCCUGGUGCCAGAUCAGCGUGGGAUAAAAAUAAAAACUUCUCUUAAUUGGAGUUGCUUUUGGCGAUCAGGAUGAUUGACGUGCGGGCGUGGGCGGAGUACGUGGUGGAGUGGGCGGCUAAGGACCCGUAUGGCUUUCUGACGACGGUUAUCCUUGCGCUCACACCCCUCUUCAUCGCAAGCGCCCUGUUGUCGUGGAAACUGGCCAAAAUGAUUGAGGUGCGCGACCGCGAGCAGAAGAAAAAGCAGAAACGCCAGGAGAACAUCGCUAAAGCCAAGAGGACCAAGAAAGACUGAGCCGGAGAGCGGGAUCAGGAGAGAAGAGUAGCUACAGUACACAGCUAUGCUCAACACUCUCUUUACUUGCCACACCCCCACCCUCGUCUCUUCAACCCAGCCCAGCACUCUUGUCCAGUGUAGGAGGGAUGUAGGCCCUACAUGGAGGCCUUAUAGCGCUGAGGGAACGGUAUAGACCAGGGAGGCUCAUUCGAUGGGACUAUCAUCACAAUGUGGAGAUCCACCAUCUGAGCUUGGUGGUGUUGCAGUACCUUGCAUUCCAUUUGUAACAACUUAGCUCCAACGAUUUCAUUAACUUGUAAAAAAACAAAAAAGUUAUCCAUUUGAAGUUACUGAUUAAAUAUCUGAAUUAUUUUCUUGUUGUUAAUGAAGUUCUGAAUAAAAAAAUAUGUCUGUUUUCUCCUUGCAAAUCAUAACCCUCCCUGAAUGAUGCUUAACCGAAAAGUUUGAGUUCCUGCCCAACUAGAUGCAGUGCAACACCUGUGCAUCAACAAAUGGUUGCAUGCCAUGUCAACUGUUCAGUCGGCAUAGAUGGAUAGCUAUAUCAUGCGUUUUGCUUAUAGUUAAACACCAAUCCAAGUGUUUUGACAUUUGGCAGGAGUGUACUGUAGUCUGGCAGGAACUCGACCAAGAAGUGAGCCAGGCAAUUUUCAUACAUGGGUUUUAUUCAGUGUUUUUAACAUCUAGACAAUAUAACACACACUUCUUGUAAAGCGACAUCUACUCCUGAGACCUGCAACCAUCUUGUGAGCUGUGCGAUAUCCUUUCCGUCAUUUAAUAAAAAUAAAGAAUUGUUUAAAA
This is a messenger RNA of Oncorhynchus keta (chum salmon), 1201 nucleotides long. RefSeq names its product small integral membrane protein 15. The record is from RefSeq and is a predicted model, not a curated record. NCBI's taxonomy places the organism in Eukaryota, Metazoa, Chordata, Actinopteri, Salmoniformes, Salmonidae. The coding region runs from base 176 to 400 and encodes 74 amino acids. The transcript is spliced from 2 exons.